AUGAGGAACAAGGGGGGACUGCUGGGCAUAGGGUACAGCAACCUCGACCACAAUCCAAGCACUCUCCGGGACCACCCAGUCACCUUCCGGGACCACCCAGGCACCUUCCGGGACCACCCAGUCACCUUCCGGGACCACCCAACCACCAUCCGGGACCACCCAGUCACCCUCCGGGACCACCCAAGCACCCUCCGGGACCACCCAGCCACCCUCUGGGACCACCCAAGCACCCUCAGGGACCACCCAACCACCCUCCGGGACCACCCAAGCACCUUCCGGGACCACCCAGAGACCUUCUGGGACCACCCAAGCACCCUCCGGGACCACCCAGCCACCCUCCGGGACCACCCAAGCACCCUCAGGGACCACCCAAGCACCCUCCGGGACCACCCAAGCACCCUCAGGGACCACCCAGCCACCCUUAGGGACCACCCAAGCACCCUCAGGGACCACCCAAGCACCCUCCGGGACCACCCAAGCACCCUCAGGGACCACCCAGCCACCCUUAGGGACCACCCAAGCACCCUCUGGGACCACCCAGCCACCCUCCGGGACCACCCAGAGACCUUCCGGGACCACCCAAGCACCCUCAGGGACCACCCAACCACCCUCCGGGACCACCCAAGCACCUUCCGGGACCACCCAGAGACCUUCUGGGACCACCCAAGCACCCUCCGGGACCACCCAGCCACCCUCCGGGACCACCCAGCCACCCUCCGGGACCACCCAACCACCCUCAGGGACCACCCAACCACCCUCCGGGACCACCCAAGCACCUUCCGGGACCACCCAGAGACCUUCUGGGACCACCCAACACCCUCAGGGACCACCCAAGCACCCUCAGGGACCACCCAGCCACCCUCCGGGACCACCCAACCACCCUCCGGGACCACCCAGCCACCCUCUGGGACCACCCAACCACCCUCUGGGACUUCCAGUAUCCCUUCUUCAUCUGGUUCCAGCGAUUUUUGCCAAGGAAGUCGCUGUGGAGGUGAUGCAGCCUGUGUUAAUCUGAAUAAAACAGGGUUCUGCCUGUGUGUGGAAGGGUAUUACUACAGCUCUUCCUCAUGUCUGAAAGGAAAGACAUUCCCUGGAUAUAUUAUAGUACAAGACGUUGAAACAACUGAUUUGGACGAUAAAAGUUCUUUAGCUUAUGAAGAGUUACACAAUAAAGUUACUACCUUUUUUGAAACGGCAUUGAACACUUCUGAUUAUGGACAAACCGUGAUUCUUAAAGUAAGCAUACUCCCUUCUCUGCCAGGAAAAUCUGAAAUGCGUGCUGAUAACAAGCGUGUUAAUGCUUCAGUAGUAAACAUUCUUAAACAAAGCACAAGUUUAAGUGAGGAAAAUGUAACUACUAUGAUUAAGAAGGCAAUCCCAUCAAACCAAAUUGGUGCUGUCCAGUAUGAGGAGGAAAAUAGGUGUGAAUUUUAUGGUUGUGUGGACACGGAUCAAGAUAAGUGCAGCAAUGGUUUACAAUGUGAAUGCAAACCUGGACUGCAAAGACCCAACCAGCAGUCCUCUUUUUGUGUUCCGCUAGAGUGUCCUGAUAACUGCAGUGCGGAGUUGAAGAAGCAAUGCUUAAAGAAGGACAGCGGGCAGCUCGAAUGCGUGUGCCAGCCCGGCUACCGGGAAGAUGAUAAUAGCGUCUGUCUAGAGUGUCCAUUUGGCUACAGUGGUCUGGACUGUGAAGACCAGUUCCAGCUGAUCCUCACGAUUGUGGGCACCAUCGCCGGCAUCCUCAUUCUUGGCUUGUUGAUUUCAUUGAUCUGCUUAGCCAGGUCAAAGAACAAGAAGAAUCAUAUUGAAGAACAGAAAUUGAUUGACAAUGACUUUCAAAAUCUACAAAUGCAGUCAACGGGCUUCAGCAACCUCGGAGCUGAUGGGAGCCUCUUCCCCAAAGUCAAAACAUCGACCUCCAAAGACAUCCAUGUGCAAAACCCCUAUGCAAACCAGAGAGGCGUGCCUCGCCCCGACUACUAGUCCAGAAUGAUAAAAAUUUGGAACCCUCCCUGGCCGGUGGCCCAACAUACAUGCCAUUACAUCGAGUGUUUGGAAAGAUGUAAAGAAGUGAGGGCCGCUGCAGGUCUGGCCACAGUGCCUCCCUCCUGCCUGACAGCUGUCCGUUACUGCGAGGAACAGCUCGCUGAGAAGUGCGAAAUUAAAUGCAAAUGCACCGAUGCUGUUUGCACUUGUAAGAUAGUUGAUUUUCUCCAAUCAGUACAAAGCACUAAGACAAUGAUUUGUUGCUUUUUGUCGUUGUCGUUUUCUUGUUUUUGUGGUAGGGCAGCAAUAACCAUUUCCCACCUAGAGGAAAGCUCUGGCCAUCGCUCAUUCCUGGGAGAUCGUUGUCCUUGAGUCCACAGGGCAUAAGCCACUCCUCCUGGGAGACUCUUGACUCCUCAGCCAUGGCACUUCCAGGAGAGGGCAAAGCCUGCCCUCUUUUAAGGUUCAUUCUCUGACAGAUCAGAAUGAACCUGCUCCUAUCCCUCCUGGCCACCGUUGGAUUGCCAAUAGCCGAGGCCUGGUCUCACCCCAACAAGACAGGAAAGACACGCCUUGCAGCUUUAUCAGACGGACUCAUUGCGAAUCCAGGAAGUUUUUGAUGUUAUUUAGAAGACUGAGA
Molecule: messenger RNA, 2626 nt
Organism: Sciurus carolinensis (gray squirrel)
Lineage: Eukaryota; Metazoa; Chordata; Mammalia; Rodentia; Sciuridae
Gene: Muc13
Product: mucin 13, cell surface associated
Exons: 14
Coding region: 1-1983 (660 amino acids)
Source: RefSeq, a predicted model, not a curated record